Molecule: messenger RNA, 1158 nt
Organism: Drosophila teissieri
Lineage: Eukaryota; Metazoa; Arthropoda; Insecta; Diptera; Drosophilidae
Gene: Gr92a
Product: putative gustatory receptor 92a
Exons: 2
Coding region: 1-1158 (385 amino acids)
Biological process (GO): sensory perception of taste
Cellular component (GO): membrane
Source: RefSeq, a predicted model, not a curated record
AUGUUCGAGUUCUUUCAUCUGAUGAGCGCACCCAAACUUUCCACCGGAAUUUUGAGAUACAAUUUUCGGUACGGGCAAUUUAUUGGAGCUAUCUUUUUCUGUCUGCACAGUAAAAAGGAUGGGGAAACUGUAUUUAAUCGCAAUUGGCUCAAGUGGCUGAAUGUUACGCAUCGGAUAUUAACCUUCUGCAGAUUCUUUUGGCUCUAUUUGACGACCGUUUCAAUAGAUACAAAUGUGCAACACAUUCUGUAUGGUAUGCGACUUGUACUGAGCAUUCCCAACGUUGUGGUAGUCUUGGUCUACCAAAUUGUUCGAGGCCCAGAAAUAAUCGAUCUUGUCAACCAGUUUUUGCGUCUCUUUCGGCAAGUGAGUGAUUUAUUUAAACCGAAAACACCUGGAUUUGGCGGCAGACGAGAAUUGAUAUUAAUCCUACUGAAUUUGAUUUCCUUCGCCCAUGAGCAAACAUAUCUGUGGUUUACGGUACCCAAUGUAUUUUCUUGGCGGUUCUUAAUCGAUUGGUGGUGCGACUUUUACGUAGUCAGUGCCACCAAUAUGUUCAUCCACAUCAAUUUUAUCGGCUAUCUCAGUCUGGGUGUUCUUUAUUCCGAGGUCAAUAAAUAUGUUCGUACAAACUUGCUAAUUAAAUUACAAAAAUUAAAUACUUCGGCCAGCCAACAAAAAAUACGAAGAGUACAAAAUCGUUUGGAAAAAUGCAUAAGCUUGUAUGGAGAGAUAUAUAACACCAGCGUUUUGUUUCACAAGCUAUUUGUUCUUCCCCUUUUUCUGGCACUGAUAUAUAAGUUUGCACUAAUCGCCUUGAUCGGCCUGAAUGUGGCUGUAGAAUUGUAUUCAAGCAGCUUUGUUUUCUGUGUACUUUUGCUCAAACACGUGUUAGAUCUUUUUCUGGUAACUGUCUCCGUUCAGGGUGCUGUUAACCAAUAUUUAAACAUUGGAUUGGAGUUUGGAAAUGUCGGCGAACUCAACAAGUUUCAAACUACGCUGGAUAUUUUAUUCAUCCAUCUAAGGCUUUGCCACUUUCGAGUCAGCAUAUUGGGUCUAUUUGAUGUCACCAAUAAGCUUUUUUUAAAGUUCUUAUCAGCACUUGUAUCUUGGCUAGCUUUUAUUGCACAAUAUAAAAUGAGGAAGGGAAAGGGCUAG